UGCAAAAUGUAUCUUUAGAAAGGAAACCGUGUGAGAAGAAGAUUGAAGAUGGUUUGAAAAACAAGAAUAGCAUGGCAGAAAUCAGGACAUUUCAUGAAGAAAAUCCAAACUUGGGAGUAAGAGAAGCGUGGACAGAAUCACUCGAGGAAGUUAAAAGAACUAUCCAGAACAGAUUUAUCAGACUGAAGCUCAAAGAUGAGCCGAUCCAGGUCUUGGAUCCUCUUAGUGACCAAGAUAUUGAGGUACUGAAACGACACCUAAGAGAACUGCUCCCAGACAUGGACUUGACCAAAUUACAGAAGACACAUACGGAAAAAGUUAAGUCAUACCAAGCUUGGUUGGACAGACACUGUAAAUGUACACAGUACGUUUUUCAAAUCAAGAAUUGUGAGGAUGUAUCUUGUUACAUUCCCCCUAAAAGUCCUUUACCCUCAUGGCUGCCAGACCCCCAGUUGGAUGCUACAGGUGAUCAUAACCUUCCUUACUCAGAGGUUAGAGGGCAGGAAACUUUUGAAGGAGAAAAAAAAGAAACUAGUCCCUCUUGA
Saccostrea echinata is the source of this 545-nucleotide messenger RNA. RefSeq lists its product as uncharacterized. Bases 72 to 545 code for a protein of 157 amino acids. The record is from RefSeq and is a predicted model, not a curated record. NCBI's taxonomy places the organism in Eukaryota, Metazoa, Mollusca, Bivalvia, Ostreida, Ostreidae. The transcript has a single exon.